AUGAUUGACCCUGUUUCAGAAGAAGAAAAUUAUCAAGAUGGUAGUCUUAUGAUUACUUGUUUAUCGUCAUGUAACGAGGUUACUGAGUUGACAAUAACUGGAGAAUGGUCUUCCCCAAAGAUUCAUGGGGGUAUGACAUUUUCAUCACUUAGCGAACACAAAAAAGUCGAGGAAGCACACAUGAAAGCCAUUCAAAUUGAUCAAAAGUUUCUUGAGGCAUGGGUUCAUUUAGCUCAGAAGGAGGAAUCCGGCUUCGUUAAUCCGACCCUAUCCACCGGUAUAGAUCUGAUCUGUGAAUAUAUGAUCACAUCUUCUUGA
Messenger RNA from Lactuca saligna, 318 nucleotides. The record is from the annotation of a GenBank genome assembly. Lineage: Eukaryota; Viridiplantae; Streptophyta; Magnoliopsida; Asterales; Asteraceae.